Molecule: messenger RNA, 2732 nt
Organism: Magallana angulata
Lineage: Eukaryota; Metazoa; Mollusca; Bivalvia; Ostreida; Ostreidae
Exons: 2
Coding region: 130-882 (250 amino acids)
Molecular function (GO): zinc ion binding; nucleic acid binding
Source: RefSeq, a predicted model, not a curated record
AAAUUAUGUGCGUGAUGGGUUUUCAUACGUACUCGAAUGGGUUUCGGGUCACGUGGUCAGGUAAUAUAAAUAGUAGGACCAUGCGGUGGCUUGGCACUCUAAGCUCGCUCGCUAGUAGUAGUAGUUAAAAUGGCUACAGAUGAUAUGGAAAGUGUUGAUUUAGGACUAUCAAACGAAGAGGCAGUUUCGUUAUUUAGUUCAUCAUUAAACAAAGCGCUGGAAAAGCAGAGUAAUUUAAUUGUGAAUACCAUAACGGGGCUCACUGAGCAACUUGCAAAAAACAAUACGGUAAGCGGUGCUGCGCACGUGGCAGAGACCGGACCAGCUUUUGAAUUUAAGCACGAGGGGCACAAAAUCCAAUUCACUUUCAACCAGGAGAGGUCUCAAAAGUUGGCUGAAAUUGAAGGUCUAGUUCAGGAGGGAAACUUAGCGAAGGCCGCGCUCGUAAUUAACGAAGAAAAAGCCGCUCUACAACAAAGAAACAAAAUCCUUAAAAUCGCUGACCGUCAUGGCUGGGACACAGUACACGACUAUCUGGACGACCCGCUGGCAGACGGUACUGAAGAUGCUGCUAAGCUUCGUUACGCUAUGGGUCGUGCUGCAAGGAAACGUGCCUACAGAAGUAGACCGUACGGCAGGCGCAGGGGCGGUUUUGCGCCCAGUGACUUUUUUCGUGGCUUUAGCCAGUCGUAUAGCUCCACCGACAAAUUCAGCAAUGCAACCUCAAAAGUCGGACCCACAGGAUUUCAAUUCCCAAGAGAGCGUGCUGGGUGUUUCUACUGUCGGCAAGUCGGUCACAUGGUCAGGGAAUGCCUCUAUCUCAAAGGACAACCAAUCCCAACCUUGUCAGCACCGAAUACUAGCGGAGUCCCAAAACAGUGAACAUAGUGAAGUUGAGUAUAUGUUUGAUUUGCAUGAGAAAUAUGAAUAUAAACAAAAUGUUAAAGUUAUUAAUGUUAAAUCAAAGCUCAAGAAAAAUGUGGGUUUUUGGAAUACUGAACUGAAUGCUAAUAGCUUUAUUUUGAAUGUUAUAAAAUGUGGGCAUGCAAUUCCUUUUAAAGAAUUUCCAACGAGUAUCAUCUUAAAGAACAACAAGUCAUCAUUGAAUAAUGCAGAUUUUGUUCAUGGCGCUGUUUCAGAACUUCUUGAUAAUGGGUGUAUAAAGGAGGUUAAUAAGCCAUCUUUUGUAGUUAAUCUAUUGACAGUUUCGGUCAAUACCUCAGGUCCGCAAUAUUUGGACGGAAAUUCAGGAUUUGGAAAAGGACAACAGAUUUUCGUCAGCAGCUUCGAACAUUCGUUAUAUCAUCAGAAAAGGAAAGAGCGACAACUCGAAUAAAAUUUAUGAUUCUUACUUCAAGAAGUUUCAAAGCUGGUGUUUAAAGCAUUGCGUUUCUCAUCUGCCAGAUACAGUGAGUACAGUAGCCGUUUUUCUUAGCAGUCUAGUGCAGGAGUCAGUGUCUGAAUCAGUGUUAUCAGCAUAUUUCUACAGUAUUAAGUGGUACCACGAUCUAAAUGUAUAUGUUAAUAAUCCGUGUGAUUCUAAGCUUUUACAUAUGGUUAUGGAGGGAGGAAAGAGAAUUCUUAGCAAGCCGAUCCAGAAGAAGGAACCGAUUACUCCUGAAAUUUUAGAACAGACCAUAGCGAAGUAUGGAAAUGACAACUGUAAACGUGAUUUAUUAUGUGUAAGAUUGUGCGCUAUGUUUUUGAUUGGAUUUGCAGGAUUUUUCAGAUGCAAUGAGUUAGCAAAUUUACGUGUUAGAAAUAUAUCAUUUCAUGAGAUGUAUAUGUCUGUACAUAUUGAAAGUAGCAAAACUGAUGUUUAUAGACGAGGUAAUGAUGUGCUUAUUGCUAGUACAGGUAAAUCUACCUGUCCUGUUUUUUGGACAAAGCUUUAUUUGCAGCUUGCAGAAUUAUCGGAUAAGCCAGACAAUUUCAUUUUUCGUUCCAUACGUUAUUUGAAAUCGCAAAAAUGUCACAAGCUUUGUGUCAUUAACAAACCUUUGUCUUAUACUAGGGCGCGUGAAAUUCUGCUUGAGGCUAUAUCGUCUAUUGGUUUAAAUUCAAAGCUUUUUGGUUUGCAUAGUUUGCGCAGUGGCGGUGCUACAUCUGCAGCUUCAAGUGGGGUAAAUGAUAAAUUAUUAAAACUACAUGGCCGAUGGAAAUCGGAUUUUUCAAGGGACAAUUAUGUUAAAGACACUGUUGUAAAUCAAUUAAACGUUACAAAAAAUUUAAGCAUAUAAAAUUAAAUGUUUAUAGAUGUAUGUUGUCGUUUAUUGUGUUAUUAAUUGUAUUGCUUGUAUAUCUGUCAGCCAAACGUCAUAUUAGUAUCUCUUUGAAUCUCUAAACGCUAGCGAGCAGCGUACCUAUGUAGUACUUGUUGGUUUUAUUCAUUUAGCACUUUAUUGUUUUAUAUUCGGACGAACGUAGUGAGGGAGAAUAUAAUUGAAAUUAUGUGCGUGAUGGGUUUUCAUACGUACUCGAAUGGGUUUCGGGUCACGUGGUCAGGUAAUAUAAAUAGUAGGACCAUGCGGUGGCUUGACACUCUAAGCUCGCUCGCUAGUAGUAGUAGUUAAAAUGGCUACAGAUGAUAUGGAAAGUGUUGAUUUUUGGCUGACAGAUGGUUGUUUAAUGUGUUUUUGUGUAUAAAUAAAAUAACGCUAGCGAGCAGCGUACCUAUGUAGUACUUUUUGGUUUUAUUCAUUUAGCACUUUAUUGUUUUAUAUUCGGACGAA